AUGUCCAACCCCGGCGCCAGUCAGCAGACGAAGUUUCGCUUGAACCCGAAGCCCACAUAUAGUGAGCGCAUGUCGGAGACAAGAGGCGAAAUCAGGCGCAUCAUGAAGGAGGCCCUUCGCCAAAUCACGGGCGAUGAGGUCGCCACCAUGCACUGGCCCACGUAUUGGAAGGACGUCGUCGCUCGAUACCAUGUCAUCAUCGAGGGUUGGCCGGGAGAUGUUCCAUUCCGGAAUCUCAGUGACGUCUCCAACCUCGGUAAACUCGAGCAACUCCUGCGUGGAUGGCAGAACGGAGACAUUUAUUUUCGCCGCAUCUCAGACGCAGAAUUCGCGGUACUAAACGCACAACGUGAAGCCGGAGGAUCUGCGGAUUAG
This is a messenger RNA of Rhodofomes roseus, 375 nucleotides long. RefSeq lists its product as uncharacterized. The transcript is spliced from 2 exons. The record is from RefSeq and is a predicted model, not a curated record. The coding region runs from base 1 to 375 and encodes 124 amino acids. NCBI's taxonomy places the organism in Eukaryota, Fungi, Basidiomycota, Agaricomycetes, Polyporales, Fomitopsidaceae.